AUGUCCGAAUUCACAUCAGCGCUUCUUAUAUCAUUCCCUCUAACCGUCCUAAUAUCGGGGUUAUUAGCGAUGGGACUUUUGUCAUGGGUUCGCCCGAGCGGUCGGAUCUCCUUCUAUCACGCCAAGGACAAUAAACUUCUCUUGACAAAGCAUGGCAAAUCAGGCAAAGAACAGACGUCCCUCGUGGACAUCUGCCGCAGCGCAACUCCCGACACUUGCCAUCUCAACCCGUUUCUGUUCAACGGCCACCUGCAAACCGGCUGGACCGUGUAUAAACAUGAUAAUGUCCCCGUGUACUAUAAGCGGAAGAUGUUCGAGUCCGACACCCCCAUGCUAUCGGGUCAAUAUGCGAUCGAUUUUGUCGUAAAGCCGUAUGAUAUGCCUCCCGAGGGGGAGCUGACCGACCAGGAGAGGAAGUAUACCCAGCCGUCUGGUCUACCGCCUCGGACUUCUUUCUAUCCCCAGGCGGAAUUCGCCGAUCUUCCAUCCAACGACUCCAAACCGAUGCUUGUGGUUUUGCAUGGUCUGAGCGGUGGCUCCCAUGAACUGUAUCUGCGACAUGUCCUGUCUCCCCUAACGGAAGACGGCUCGUGGGAGGCUUGUGUGGUGAACGCGAGAGGUUGCGCCCAAUCCAAGAUCAGCACAGGUGUCCUCUACAAUGCGAGGGCAACCUGGGAUGUCCGCCAGUCUGUGAAAUGGCUGCGAAAGACGUUCCCCAACCGCCCACUUUAUGCGAUCGGCUUCUCACUCGGGGCUAACAUUCUUGCCAAUUAUCUGGGAGAGGAAGGUGAUACUUGUGAAAUCAAGGCAGCUGUGCUCUGUGCGAGCCCCUGGAACUUGGAUAUCAGUUCGGCCACGCUGCUGCAGACCUGGAUCGGACGGGAAGUGUACAGCAAGACCAUGGGAACGAGCAUGAAAGCGCUCUUUGAACGACACGUUGAUCAAAUUGUUCACAAUCCUCGUGUUGAUAUCGAUGCUGUGAGAAAGACUACCUAUUUGCAUGAGUUUGACCGUGCCUUGCAAUGUCCGACCUGGGGCUACCCCACCGAGGGCGCAUAUUAUCGUGACGCUGCAUCCACUGAUAUGAUGUUGAACAUUCGCAUUCCAUUCAUGUGCGUUCAGGCAGAGGAUGACCCUAUUGCAUCGCGCGAGGCACUGCCAUUCCAAGAAAUGACCCAAACACCCUAUGGCGUCAUGGUGACCACCUCUUGGGGUGGCCAUCUAGGAUGGUUUGAGCUUGGUGGAGAUCGGUGGUUUGUGAAGCCAGUGAACAAUUUCUUGAACAAGAUGGCCAAAGAGAUUGACCAUCAAAUUCCCGGUGUGGUUGAAAACCCGGAGAAGUUGCCCGGCCUAAUUGCUAGCCACCCCGGCCCUGGCAAAGAUGCAGACCUCGCGCCAAAGCCCGACUACAACGUUCUACGCCGCAGGCUCGACAUGAAGAUGUCGGCGUAA
Messenger RNA from Penicillium odoratum, 1452 nucleotides. RefSeq names its product putative hydrolase, alpha/beta fold family. The transcript is spliced from 6 exons. Gene Ontology annotation, molecular function: monoacylglycerol lipase activity; acetylesterase activity. The coding region runs from base 1 to 1452 and encodes 483 amino acids. The record is from RefSeq and is a predicted model, not a curated record. NCBI's taxonomy places the organism in Eukaryota, Fungi, Ascomycota, Eurotiomycetes, Eurotiales, Aspergillaceae. Gene Ontology annotation, biological process: medium-chain fatty acid biosynthetic process; medium-chain fatty acid catabolic process.